Tyto alba (common barn owl) is the source of this 1276-nucleotide messenger RNA. Its product is annotated as MARVEL domain-containing protein 3. Gene Ontology annotation, cellular component: membrane. The transcript has 4 exons. The record is from RefSeq and is a predicted model, not a curated record. NCBI's taxonomy places the organism in Eukaryota, Metazoa, Chordata, Aves, Strigiformes, Tytonidae. The coding region runs from base 108 to 1100 and encodes 330 amino acids.
GGGCGGGCGGGCCCGGCUGCCGCCGGGAGCCGCUGCUGGCUGGGCCGGAGCUGGGCGCUCCCCUCAGGAAGUUGUUUUAGAAAGAAAGAAUACACGUAAGAAGCAAGAUGGCUCAUGCCGGGAGACGAUACCAAGAUAAGCAAUACAGGCACCAUGAGAACCAUGGAUCUGAUACAUACGAGGAAGAUAGAAGAGCAAGAAAACCAUACCCAUACAAUGCAAGAUCAACAGAAGACAUCGGAGGUGGCCAGCACUCAAGGACUUCUACUGUUUCGUCAGACCCUUACUCUAAAACCUCAGGAGCAGCACAGGAAUAUUUUGGCCCACCACCAGAGUUUUAUCCUCCCAAGGAAAGCUUCUCAAUGAAGUGUUCAAAGGUAUGCACAACAAGAGGCAUUUUGAAGUUUGUGGAAAUCACGGUUAACCUCCUGGUGCUGAUUUGUGUGGGUGCUGCCCAAGCCUCUGUUGCAGGCUUCACGUCCCUCGGCGGCUUCGGCACGGGAUCCUUUAGCCUGAAUUCGGCCUACAGCCCCUUUGAGGGCACGGAGCUCCAGCAGGUGAGGGAGCUGGACAUGCAGUUCACCCAGAUGAGAGCCCCUUGCGUGUACGGCGGAGUAGCCUUCAGCUUAACAGCAGCAGCACUCACCCUCGUCUUCCUUGUCGUGGGGGCAAAACCCAUCCAGCAGCUCAGGACGGGGCUGCUGGCAGGCGAAUGUGCCUUCAACCUGCUGGCCGGCGUGGCGUACGUCGCAGCCGUCGGCCUCUACCUGCAUUUUGUCAGCCAGGUGAACUCCACAGAAGUUUGCAGGAGGCGCGAGAGGCUGUACGCGCGCCGUGGUUACACCUCCAUGAACUGCGUGGUCCAGGGCGGCGACGCGGCUGUCGGCCUUUUCGGUGUCGCUGCUGCCUGUUUGUAUUUUGCCAGCUUCGUGGUCUGCAUCCGCGCUCUCCGAACCGUGCGGGCCUUCCAGAGGCACGCGGCCAAGGCUCAGCACAGCCCCAAAAGCAGCGUUAGAGACCGAAGCGUCAGACACCACCGCGCCGUCCACGGGACCUCCGAAAGCUCCCGCAACGUCCGGGCUCUUGCCACGUUAGUGUGAAGUCAGCUCUGGGACUGUGUCAGAGCUCUGGAGCUUCACCAAGGGACAGACACUGGGUGUCACGUGCUGAACAGGCAACCAGUCCACAAUGUAUUGUCCUACAAGGCGCUGAGGUGUGUACUGAACCACCAAAUGUAACACUACUGCUGUAGCAUGGUGUAAUAAAAUUGAUGUUG